UGCCCGCGGCCGUGCCCGCGCCGGCGGCGGCCCCAGCCCCAGCGAGGGGGCUCGGCUCUGCGCUCCGCCGCCUCCAUGGAGCUCCGCCGCCGUUUCUGAUGCCCGGCCCGGAGCGCACCAUGGGGCCGUUGUGGUUCUGCUGUUUGCCCCUCGCCCUCUUGCCUCUGCUCGCCGCCGUGGAAGAGACACUGAUGGACUCCACAACAGCCACGGCAGAGCUGGGCUGGAUGGUGCAUCCUCCCUCAGGGUGGGAAGAGGUGAGUGGAUACGAUGAGAACAUGAACACCAUCCGCACCUACCAGGUGUGCAACGUCUUUGAGUCCAGCCAAAACAACUGGCUGCGGACCAAGUACAUCCGGAGGCGAGGAGCGCACCGCAUCCACGUGGAGAUGAAAUUCUCCGUUCGGGACUGCAGCAGCAUCCCCAACGUCCCGGGUUCCUGUAAGGAGACUUUUAAUCUCUAUUACUACGAAUCAGACUUUGACUCUGCCACCAAGACUUUUCCUAACUGGAUGGAAAACCCUUGGAUGAAGGUAGAUACAAUUGCUGCCGACGAGAGCUUCUCGCAGGUGGACCUUGGUGGGCGGGUGAUGAAGAUUAACACCGAGGUGCGCAGUUUUGGGCCUGUCUCCAAAAAUGGUUUCUACCUGGCCUUCCAGGACUAUGGGGGCUGCAUGUCCUUGAUUGCAGUCCGUGUCUUUUACCGCAAGUGUCCCCGUGUGAUCCAGAACGGGGCGGUCUUCCAGGAAACCCUUUCGGGAGCAGAGAGCACAUCUCUGGUGGCAGCCCGGGGGACGUGCAUCAGCAAUGCAGAGGAGGUGGAUGUGCCAAUCAAGCUGUACUGCAAUGGGGAUGGAGAGUGGCUGGUGCCCAUCGGCCGCUGCAUGUGCAGGCCGGGCUACGAGUCGGUGGAGAAUGGGACCGUCUGCAGAGGCUGCCCAUCAGGGACCUUCAAGGCCAGCCAAGGAGAUGAAGGAUGUGUCCAUUGUCCAAUUAACAGCCGGACGACUUCGGAAGGGGCCACGAACUGCGUGUGCCGAAACGGAUAUUACCGGGCAGAUGCUGACCCUGUCGACAUGCCAUGCACCACCAUCCCAUCUGCCCCCCAGGCCGUGAUCUCCAGCGUGAACGAAACUUCCCUGAUGCUGGAGUGGACCCCACCACGAGACUCAGGGGGCCGGGAGGAUCUGGUGUACAACAUCAUCUGCAAGAGCUGCGGGUCGGGCCGCGGGGCAUGCACACGCUGUGGGGACAACGUGCAGUUUGCCCCACGCCAGCUGGGUCUGACAGAGCCUCGCAUCUACAUCAGCGACCUGCUGGCUCACACGCAGUACACCUUCGAGAUCCAGGCUGUGAAUGGGGUCACCGACCAAAGCCCCUUCUCCCCGCAGUUUGCAUCAGUGAAUAUCACCACCAACCAGGCUGCUCCGUCAGCUGUGUCCAUCAUGCACCAGGUCAGCCGCACUGUGGACAGCAUUACCCUCUCGUGGUCUCAACCUGACCAGCCCAAUGGAGUCAUCCUGGAUUAUGAGUUGCAAUAUUAUGAGAAGAAUCUGAGUGAGUUAAAUUCAACAGCAGUGAAAAGCCCCACCAACACUGUGACAGUGCAAAACCUCAAAGCUGGCACAAUCUACGUCUUCCAAGUGCGAGCACGUACCGUGGCUGGGUAUGGCCGGUAUAGUGGCAAGAUGUACUUCCAGACCAUGACUGAAGCCGAGUACCAGACCAGUGUCCAGGAGAAGCUGCCACUCAUCAUUGGCUCCUCUGCAGCAGGACUGGUGUUUCUCAUUGCUGUUGUUGUCAUCAUUAUUGUGUGCAACAGAAGACGGGGCUUUGAACGUGCCGACUCUGAGUACACUGACAAGCUGCAGCACUAUACCAGUGGCCACAUGACUCCAGGGAUGAAGAUUUAUAUUGAUCCGUUUACCUACGAGGAUCCCAAUGAGGCUGUCAGGGAAUUUGCAAAAGAAAUUGAUAUCUCCUGUGUGAAAAUCGAGCAGGUGAUUGGGGCAGGGGAAUUUGGUGAGGUGUGCAGUGGGCAUCUCAAGCUUCCUGGCAAAAGAGAGAUCUUCGUGGCCAUCAAGACUCUGAAGUCUGGUUACACAGAGAAGCAGAGACGGGACUUCCUGAGUGAAGCCAGCAUCAUGGGGCAGUUUGACCACCCCAAUGUCAUCCAUCUGGAGGGAGUGGUGACCAAGAGUUCCCCAGUCAUGAUCAUUACAGAGUUCAUGGAGAAUGGCUCAUUGGACUCCUUCUUGAGGCAAAAUGAUGGGCAGUUCACGGUGAUCCAGCUGGUGGGCAUGUUGCGUGGCAUUGCAGCAGGCAUGAAGUACCUGGCUGAUAUGAACUACGUGCACCGGGACCUGGCUGCCCGCAACAUCCUGGUCAACAGCAACCUGGUCUGCAAAGUGUCUGACUUCGGCCUCUCCCGUUUCCUGGAGGAUGACACCUCUGAUCCCACUUACACCAGUGCACUGGGUGGGAAGAUCCCAAUACGGUGGACAGCACCCGAGGCAAUUCAAUACCGAAAAUUCACAUCAGCCAGUGAUGUGUGGAGCUAUGGAAUAGUCAUGUGGGAGGUGAUGUCGUAUGGCGAGCGACCUUACUGGGAUAUGACCAAUCAAGAUGUGAUAAAUGCUAUUGAGCAGGACUAUCGGCUGCCACCCCCUAUGGAUUGUCCAAAUGCCCUGCACCAGCUAAUGCUUGACUGUUGGCAGAAGGAUAGAAACCACAGACCCAAAUUUGGACAGAUUGUCAACACUUUAGACAAAAUGAUCCGAAAUCCUAAUAGUCUGAAAGCCAUGGCACCUCUCUCCUCUGGGGUUAACCUCCCUCUACUUGACCGCACAAUCCCAGAUUAUACCAGCUUCAACACUGUGGAUGAAUGGCUGGAUGCCAUCAAGAUGAGCCAGUACAAGGAGAGCUUUGCCAGUGCUGGCUUCACCACCUUUGAUAUAGUAUCUCAGAUGACUGUAGAGGACAUUCUACGAGUUGGGGUCACUUUAGCAGGACACCAGAAGAAAAUUCUGAACAGUAUCCAGGUGAUGAGAGCACAGAUGAACCAAAUUCAGUCUGUGGAGGUUUGAUAGCGACGUGUCCUCGUGCUCCACUUCCUUGAGGCCCUGCUCCCCUCUGCCCCUGUGUGUCUGAGCUCCAGUUCUUGAGUGUUCUGCGUGGAUCAGAGACAGGCAGCUGCUCUGAGGAUCAUGGCAACAGGAAGAAAUGCCCUAUCGUCGACAACGAGAAGUCACCAAUGAGGUGAAACAAUGGAAAACAAUGGAAAAAGGGAACAAGAAAAGACAGCUUAUUUUGAAAACAAACAAACAGUGAAUUAUUUUUAAAUAAUAAUAAAGCAAUUGCAGUCUUGAAAAGGGCUCCAAGACCAAUGGGAGUCUUCAAAGGAAGAGAAUAGAGCAGCUUCAUCUAUUUCCUCUUGCACAAGGGUUGCUGCAGCUGGGCCCAGACACCUCUGGAGUAAUGAGACUUUUCAAGAAGAUGAAUGCAAAGAAUGGUCACAAGAAGCACUUCUCUUUCUCACAUGGGAUGGCAGCUCUGGGAAAGCCCAGCAGUCCUUCCUGAAAGCCCUGUUGGCCAAUCGAAGAGGAGAGCUGAAGCUCUUUGGUGCUGUGGAACCAAGUGCAUCUCAGAAAUUGUUGGACUUCUACAAAAGCUGAAGACAUUCUUUUUUUUUAAACAAGUAAACUGAUACUAGAAGAGGCUGUUUCCGUCAGAUGAGAAGGAAUCUGUAACACUGGGGCGGGGGGUUGGGGAAUGGGGGAAAUCAGUCCUUUUUACAUCUCUUUAUUUUCUCUUGUCAUGGAACAGUUUUGUGAGUGACAGUUUCCUAAGGGUCCGUCCAUCCACCCUCCAAUGGCAUCAUUGUUUCAUACAUAUCAUAUGCACAAGACUUAUAGUGAUGUCCUCACUCGAUGCCAAUGAUCUUUCCCCAGAAGACUUCCCAAGUACAGUAUGUAGUAGAUUUUGAUUACAAAUGCUGAUGUGUACCUUUAUUUUUCGGUUGUCAUUGUUGGGAGAUUCGUCCUUUUACCUUGCUUUGUUAACACCAAUAUGUGAGUUUGGGGUUGGAAUUUUUUUGGUCGAUUGGGGUGUUUUGUUUUGUUUUGUUUUGUUUUUUAACGAAAAGGAAACAACAUUUCCAAGCAUCAUAUCAUUCAAGAACUUAAAUCCUUUCCUUGCGGAAGGAAAAAUUGUUUAUUGACAAUAUGCCAGGAGAAAAAGUUUUUUAUAUGCACAUUUCCUCAUGUUUGUUUGUUUGUUAUUUUGCAAUUCGUUUCGACCUGACAGGUGUUCCCAACUGUUGGGUUUCCUGUUGUCUGAUGAGAUGAAAAUCACCUGCUCAAUUCAGGGUUGUUGGUGCAGUGAUGAGCAGUAUUAUGGAAGGGUUAUUGCUUUUGUUUUAUAGAGGGGAGGGAAAGAUGGGAGGGUAGUUGUGUUCUGAGUGGGAAUGAUGGCUGUUAGAGCCUCUUGGAGAUGUCUGCUUAGAAAGAUGUCAAGGUUGGUUGGUGCACAUGGUUUCUAGCUGCAAGGUUGUGGGUGCUUUGUACCAUAACCAAGCUCUGUGGUGGUGCUUUUUGCCCUUUGGACACACAGUCCCUUUGUUAGGCAAUGCCCAGUUGGCUCAGAGCAUCAUCUCAGCCCGUUGCCUCUAGAAUAACACAGGAGAGCAAACGUUGAGUCCAGGUCUCUGUAGGAAAAUGCCAUGGUUGAAGCUCAAUGACCAGAUGGUGGGUUUAUAAAUAACAGAAAUAAAUAUUUUAGCUAUUGAACAGCUCCUUGAUAGGUAUAAACACCACCAAGCAAGUGCAGGGCGAGUAGAAAUUACAGUAAUGGGAUUGUUGUCCCUGUUCAGCACCACCUCAUGUCUCCUUAAACAUGCCUACCAGCCUCCAUGGCAGGGGUCAGCUGCCCACAUGUGGCACAUUUGCACACAUCUGAACCUGUGUUGAUAAACUCUCCUCUGCCAUUGGCGUGUCAUUCAUAGAGUCCUGCGCCCAUGUUCAGCAGCAUGGGGUGCUGGAAGGCAUGCACUGGGAGCUGGUUUGUUGUGUUGUCCAGGAGCUGAAUCCAAGAGGAAAGCUGUAGAUGGAACUCCCUGUUCAGACCUCAGUGGCCAGACAUCACUUUUCUAAAUAAGUGGCCAUUUAUAAAGUACUCAGCAUUUUCUGCUUUCAGAUCAGAUCAGAUGGGACAGCACAUAUAAGUGGCAGCAGAGCAUUUCCUGCAACUGAGAGUUACUCCUCUGCUAUCUCCUUUACUUGCCCUACUGCCUCCUUUGGGGCAGAAUCUGAUGUAGAGAGAGUUUGGAGUGAGUGGACAACAGGCAUUGUAUGCAGGCAUGACCUGGGCAUUUCAGCUGUCCUAUAUGCAGUGUGUGUAGUGUGUGUAUCUAGCCGAAAGGAUGUUUUGAAUGCCCUUGAAUUCAGAAAGCAUUGCUCCAGAUCACGAAAUGAACUCAGUUUAAAGAGCAGGGUGCAAAAACUGACAGUGUCAACUGAACAGAGUGCUGUCAGAGGGCACACGAGGAAAGAAGAGCCUUCUCCAUGCCACCUGUCCCAUAGAACUGCUCACGUGGGGGUCUCUGCCUCGCGCUGUAGUGGCUGUGCUUUAACAAGGAGCUGUUGUCAGCUCCCAGAGGCAUGGCUUUCCCAAAGGUCUCAGAAUCUUUUUGGUGACAGUUGGGGCUGAGGGAAGCAGGGUGCCAUGCCAACCCUUCUAGCCACAGCCAACCACCUACUUUAUGUGCAAGGGAGCUUUGCAGGACAAGGAGAGCUGUCUGACUAGAAAACUCACCAGCAAAUUCCUAUGGGGCAACCAUGUGGAAGGAGCACGUGAUGCCCUUCAGUUGUCUUUUCUCAGACAGCUCUUGGCUGUUCUCUGCCAUCAAUGCAUGUGUGCUUAUACCACAGAGGAGCAGUGGCCAAGCAGUGUCCUUUCAGCCAGUAGGGCUUGGAAGGACACUUCAGGUUAUUUGUCUCAGUGCACUGAAUCUCCUCGCUGAACUGCAUUAAACACAUCUACCUACCAGACCCAACCCACUGUGAAAGAAGGGACCACACAGAGCUCAGUGCCACGGCAGCUGUCAGCAGGAUAGAGAAAGCACAUCCUUAUCUCUUCCUCUGACCAAAAAGCUCACAUGAUGGCAGUCCUACAAUAAUACACUCCUAUCUAUUUAUAUCAGGCAUUGCUGCGACAUCUGUCUGUGUUUGCACAGGACUAAUGGAGAAUGAGACCUAAAAUGGAAAUGAUCCAUAAAACACUGCAAUUUUCUGCAUCCCUACAGCUUUCCAGGGAGGAUGAGGAACCGAGUUAAGUACUUUGGUUGUAAAUUAUUCUGGUGCAUGCUCCAGUGGACAGCAUAGUCACUGAAGUGACUUUAAUGUUUAUACUUCAUGGGUAUCAAAUGUACUGCUAUGAAAUAUGAGUAUAAUGGCAAAAUUCAACAAAUAACAAGGGGGAAACGGGGAAAAGUCACUUGCUAACAUUUACACUGUGAAAUAGUUGUGCAUAUGCAUGUGUGCAUGUGUGAAUACUUAACAAAACUCAUCACCAUGUUAUUUUUCAGGCAGCUUGUUGCAAUUUUCACAUUUUCCCUCCAUCUUUCAAGCUACCUCCAAGACCUCCUCUUCUCCUCCACUGUUGCCCACUGCCAUCUGCUGCCGAGGCCACGUUUGUCUUGUGAUGGAAUCCAGUAGAAGAGCUGAGCAGGACGCUGAGUUGAAAAUAUGUCAGUUGGCCAAGUUCAGAUCACACAGAGUAUCAUGAAUAUGUGGGUAGUAGAAAGGUAAAGGAUUCACCCACAAAACUGCAUUUUAUGGGUCCCUUUCAGCCCUCUAAUUAACAGCAAAGGGAAAAAAAAAAAGGAAAAAUGAACUUAGAAGGCACAGCACUGCCAUGAACUACUCACCAGCUGUGGGGACAGACACAGGGCACUACAGACUGCACUCCCUCUCCACAAAUUAUCCCCCUUUCUCCCCUAAAACCCCAGAAUUUCAUGAACUUGUUGUAGAUUUGCAGCUUGCAACAGACGAGGAUCUGUUUGUUAUCAUCUGGCUUCUUCUCUCCAUUGUAUCCUCACUACCACACAGUAGAUUUCAAUCUCUCCAUGGGGUCCGGGUCAGUUUUGCUGUUCCAGGGUCUGGCAGUUUUGCAGCAUUAAUUUAAUAUUAUAAUUCAAAGGCAGAACGUUUUAACCCCUCAACCCCAUGGCAGCCAUGGUCCAGCAAGCCAUCGUGUUGGUGUUGUUGGACUGGUUGGCAUCAGAACUUGCACUCUGCUGCAACCUUAACAGUUACGUCCUCUAAUAAUGCAAUAAAUCUGUGUCUGUCUUGGAUUUAUGAAUCCAAAAUGUAUGAAGGAAGACAAAAUAUGUUUUAGUCCUUUUUUCAUCUCCCUUUCUGUGUGUCUGACUUGAGGCUGAUUUAUUGUAGGUCUUUUCCAUCUUAAAAUUUAACAAGCCCUUCACAUACAGGAUUCAGCAUUUUGCCCUUCAGAGUUGUAAGAACAACUGAUGUAGCAUCAGCUUCAUUGUUGCACUCUGUGGCAGUUAUCCAGAGCAGAUAAAAACACCCUAAAAUUCACUUUCUUUGCUGUCCAAUCUCUUAGUGAAACUGGUGUUUGGAGUGCUUUCAGCUCUAGGAUCAACAGUCCUUUACUUCCAACAAUUAAACUAAGUUUUAUUUUGGGUGAUCCUCAAUGUUUGAAGAGUCGGACUCGAUGAUCCUUAUGGGUCCCUUCCAACUUGGGAUAUUCUGUGAUUCUGAUGUGUCCUCAGAAUGGCAGCCUUCUUCCCUUGCAUUAUCUACUCACAGCCAUGUUCUGUAUUGUGUCUCCAGCCCAUGAGUUGAGCAGCAGUGCCAUCUGCUUACAGUGAUGGUUCCACCGUGUUCACAAUUCAGUGCACUUCUGCCACUGGCUUUUCAUGAGCACUGACCACAAAAAUUAUCUUCUGUGCUGCUGAUUUCAUUUUGUUGUUGCUGAGAGCUACUGGAGUUCUCCUGCUAUGCAAAAAACUAAAUAUCUAUAUUUCUUUUUCGCUUCAGACACAUUUUGGCUUCACCUUUAGAAUUCUUCAGGAUGAGUCAUCCAUCUCUGAGAUGAUUUUGCUUCUUGUAACCAUUGAACCCUUCCCAGAAAGAGGACCUCACUUCUGUCCAUGUUUACUUCCACGUGUGAGGCAUUCCACAGUCCUCCACGAAAACUCCCUGCAUCAUGCAGAUAUUUCCUGCAAUCUGAUUUAUUGUUGUGCCUCUGUGUUAUUUCUACACUGUCAAAUGUUAGCUGCAGAGAUUUGGGACUAAAAGUGAGACAUCAUCUCUGCCCUCAAAUCUGUGUUCGUCUUAAUUUGUAUUCUCCACUGCCCUACAAAUGACUCAGCAGCUUCUCAUCCUUUCUCUCAGUUCUGUGGGAGAUUUGCACUCCUCUGCAGCCCUGUGCUUUGUGGGAUAGCAGCCACACACACGUAGUAUGGUCUGAUCCCUGACUCAUUCCUCCUCUGGCAGUUGGAUGUUCAUAGUUCCCUGAUUGCCAUUCAGAGCAUCACAAGACUUAACUGUGUGCCUCAUCUUUUC
Molecule: messenger RNA, 8588 nt
Organism: Phasianus colchicus (ring-necked pheasant)
Lineage: Eukaryota; Metazoa; Chordata; Aves; Galliformes; Phasianidae
Gene: EPHB2
Product: EPH receptor B2
Biological process (GO): protein phosphorylation; ephrin receptor signaling pathway; axon guidance
Cellular component (GO): plasma membrane; dendrite
Molecular function (GO): ATP binding; transmembrane-ephrin receptor activity; protein binding
Source: RefSeq, a predicted model, not a curated record